Messenger RNA from Pomacea canaliculata, 2263 nucleotides. RefSeq lists its product as uncharacterized. The coding region runs from base 405 to 1328 and encodes 307 amino acids. The record is from RefSeq and is a predicted model, not a curated record. Lineage: Eukaryota; Metazoa; Mollusca; Gastropoda; Architaenioglossa; Ampullariidae. The transcript is spliced from 7 exons.
GGAAUCAGAAUUUCCAUAGCAGCAAUCUUCGUUGGUGUUGAAUAGCACACAUAUCAUUUGUCACCCGAGGCUGUCCACUUAAUUGGUGUGUGACCCUAUACCGAGGUCAGCAAGCCAAGCAAUCACCUGAGUCCGCGCAUGAGCAACUGCACCCUUAGCGACAGUAUCACAGCACGCUAGGCUACCCGUAAUGGCGGCAUUCAUUUGACACCCGUAUAUUUUACCAUUACCCGACUGGGUCUACUGCAGCCACAGACUUCAUGCGGAUACUAGUUCUUCCUUCUAUCAUCGAUCAUCUGUUUCUGUUGGUACCUACCCCACCUCCUAUAGAUGACAGAAAAGCCAAGUACCUAUAGUUUUAUCACCUAACGAAGAUUUUAUAACCUACUUGAUAAGGAUCUACCAUGGCUGAGGCUGGACCAGUGCCGGCAGUAGCAGGGGUCUUAGUGCCAGUCGAGCGACAUCACUCAGUCCUGGGGGAGGUACAGUUCGAUUUCGGCGCUAAGACGGCCCAUGAUGCGGAGGAGGCCCUGCUGUUGACCCGCAGCGACACCUUCAAGGUCCAGACACCUCGUCCAGACCGAGACAUUUGGAAAAAACCUCCCCCGGACUUCAGCUAUAUGUUCUAUGCCUUUUUGUAUGAUGAAUUUUGUCGUAUGUGUGUACGUUGUGUACGAGCCAAGCCACCCAAGCGCAACACCGUGGACUCCCAGAAGCCCUGGCUGUACGGCACCAUCCCUGGACAACGACAGGUUGUCAAGCGUGAGCGUGGGUCACUCAUGCCACUUCUCUUUCGCAAACCGUCGCACAGUGCUCAGAACUUUGUAACCCGCUUCCGCAUACCCCGCCCUUACACCGCCAAGAAGCAGUUUGUGAAGGAUGGAGUUUACCCAGCGGGAGAGUACCUGACACCAAAGCCUCACGAUUUCAGACAGUAUCCACCAAUCAAAAGCUUGGGACUUGAAGAAUUUGAUACAAGCUAUGAAAAAGACCCCUACAAUCUCAAUUUCAAAUCUAGACACCUGGAUAUAGUUCAUGGAAUAGCUCCUGGUGCUGCAGAACGUGAUUUACAACCUGGGCGCCAGAUGGCACCCCCAAUGUCGGCAAAACCAAAAUGGGACACUAAACUGAUUCUGGAAAAAACAUCCUGGCCACAGCGUUUUGAGGGCUUUACUAGGCACAGACUGAGGUACCGAAAUCCUUACAGUGCUUUCUUGGAGCGUGUGGAGCAAGAUGUCACAGAAAAGUGGAUGCGUGAAAAGUUUUUAUUACAAUUAGCUACUGAGAAUUCUUCAGAACAGCACAGUAUUUAUGAGCAGAAAGCAUGACAGGAACAAUGAGAAUCAGCAACAUGACAAUCAGCAGGCCAGCAGAAUAUCUUCAAGUACUCUGUGGACAGCAUAAAUUAAAGGAAAUGCAAACUACACCAGAAAUUUUCAACCAAUCUGCUGGCAGCAUGGGAAAAUGGGAUCUAUUGUUUGCUUCUGCUUUUCCAAACUGAGUUAUCUGCACAAUCCUAAUUAAAUGUUAUUUUUUACAAAUAUACCACCUGACAAAAAUUCCAGAGCCACUGAAAAUCAAAUCUUGCAGAAUGCUCAUGAGCUCUUCUGCUGGAGAAAAUGAAAAAGUAGGCAAGAACUGGAUAUAAUAUGGGAAUGAUAAAAUAUAUUAAAUCAUGAUGCAUACAACAGUAGACAUGAUUAGAACUCUAGACAGAUGACAAAAAUAAAAUGCAAGCUGCAGACAAGAGACUAUGGACAUGUCGACUUGUUAGCAUUUCUUCUGCUAAGGAUUAAAUGAGACAGUUAAAAUAAAUUUUAAUUUCAGCCCCUCCAUGAAAGUUUAUGUGUACUUCUAAUAAAAUAUUACUAAUUUGUAAAAGUAGUUAAGCAACCAUCAAUGAGACUGUAUGCUUGCACUUGUGCACACAGCUAGAUGCAUGCAUUUUCUUUCCAAGAGGAAAUUCAACUAAGCAUACAGGUGCACGUUUAUGUGUGUAUGCAUACUUUUGCACUUGGCUAAGCAAAAUGAAAAUCUUAAAUUCCAAAUCAUCAGUUUGUUAAAGCUUUUAUUUCAUUUUUGACUCCCAACAAAACAAUAAAUAAAUGCACUUUCUCAAGUACACAUACCUUGCAGAGGAAAUGGUAAACUGGUACAAUGGUAAACUCGAUCCCCAUGACUGAAUUGUGCAUAUGAAAUCCAAACACAUGCAAACUUUAAUACUGGCAUUACCUGGAUUUACAUUAGUUCCUUCAAAGUAUGA